CCCCAGAGCCUGGUGCCUCGCAGGAUGGUGGACAGUGUGUACCGAACCCGCUCCCUGGGGGUGGCGGCAGAAGGGCUCCCAGACCAGUACGCAGAUGGAGAGGCGGCGCGUGUGUGGCAGCUCUACAUCGGAGAUACCCGCAGCCGCACAGCCGAGUACAAGUCCUGGCUGCUCGGGCUGCUGCGCCAGCACGGCUGCCGGCGAGUGCUCGAUGUGGCCUGUGGCACUGGGCCCGCUGACUGCCCCUCUCUGCCUCUCGUCCCCGGCCUGCCCAGGGUGGACUCCAUCAUGCUGGUGGAAGAGGGCUUCAGUGUGACAAGCGUGGACGCCAGUGACAAGAUGCUGAAAUACGCACUUAAAGAGCGCUGGAACCGGCGGCACGAGCCUGCCUUUGACAAGUGGGUCAUUGAGGAAGCCAACUGGAUGACUCUGGACAAAGAUGUGCCCCAGCCUCCAGAGGGUGGCUUUGAUGCCGUCAUCUGCCUUGGAAACAGUUUUGCCCACUUGCCAGACUGCAAAGGGGACCAGAGUGAGCACCGGCUGGCGCUGAAGAACAUUGCGAACAUGGUGUGUUCCGGAGGCCUGCUGGUCAUCGACCAUCGUAACUACGACCACAUCCUCAGCACAGGCUGCGCGCCUCCAGGAAAGAACAUCUACUAUAAGAGUGACUUGACCAAGGACAUUACAACAUCAGUGCUGACAGUGAACAACAAAGCCCACAUGGUGACCCUGGACUACACGGUGCAGGUGCCAGGGGCUGGCAAGGACGGUUCUCCUGGCCUGAGGAUCUCUGUUGCAGUAACUUCCGGCUCUCCUACUAUCCUCACUGUCUAUCGUCCUUCACGGAGUUGCUCCAAGCAGCCUUUGGGGGCAAGUGCCAGCACAGCAUCCUGGGUGACUUCAAGCCUUACAAGCCAGGCCAGACCUACGUCCCCUGCUAUUUCAUCCACGUGCUCAAGAAGAUGAACUGAGCGUGGCCUCAGCUCCCACAACCCUCUGCCCAGGCGCUGCCAGGCUCUGUCUGGGGAGUCCCACACCAACAGCAUCAGGUGUAGAUGCUGGGGGUGUGUGGAGGGGCCAACUGCAACUGGGGUGCAAGGAUUGGGUUUAGGCUAAUGGAAGGAUGACAAUAUAGUCACUCUUUUUCAGUUCCUGCA
Molecule: messenger RNA, 1157 nt
Organism: Artibeus jamaicensis (Jamaican fruit-eating bat)
Lineage: Eukaryota; Metazoa; Chordata; Mammalia; Chiroptera; Phyllostomidae
Gene: GNMT
Product: glycine N-methyltransferase
Exons: 6
Coding region: 25-966 (313 amino acids)
Biological process (GO): S-adenosylmethionine metabolic process; regulation of gluconeogenesis; one-carbon metabolic process
Cellular component (GO): cytosol
Molecular function (GO): identical protein binding; glycine N-methyltransferase activity; S-adenosyl-L-methionine binding
Source: RefSeq, a predicted model, not a curated record